Messenger RNA from Sorghum bicolor (sorghum), 1508 nucleotides. Its product is annotated as protein ALP1-like. The coding region runs from base 237 to 1181 and encodes 314 amino acids. The transcript has 5 exons. The record is from RefSeq and is a predicted model, not a curated record. NCBI's taxonomy places the organism in Eukaryota, Viridiplantae, Streptophyta, Magnoliopsida, Poales, Poaceae.
CGCGCGAGGGCGCCGCUCGGGGCCGCGCGAGGACGCCGCCUGGAGGCCGCGCGAGGACGCCGCUGUGGGGUCGCCUGAGGGCGCCGCGUGCAUCGCCGGACCACCACGCCAUCACCGCAGGAGGGCCGCGCGCCUCUGUGUGCCAGGAGAGCACCACCGGUAGGGGUAGGCCAUUGACGAGAUCUGAAACAGCUCAGUGAACGAGGUGUAGAUCCAUCCAUCUUGUGGUCUUGGUGAUGCGCAACAACCAGUCCCUUCAGAUCAAGAAGGUUCAAGUUCGGAAACCUCUUGUCAACAGAGAAGCCAUGGCCAAGGGAAAGGCUAAGGCUGAUGCUUUUGUACCUUCUCGUGAGAGGUCUCUGAAUUGGCAUGAGGAUCAGACAAAGUACAUGCUUGAGUGGUGCAUGGAGUAUUUGAAGAAAGAACAUGUAGGAUUCAAGUUCAAGAAGUCACAUCUCCUGUUGUGUGCCAAUGCUUUAAACAAAAAGUUUGCUAUGGGGGUGACCGUUGAUCAAGUGGACCGCCACUACAGGUACCACAAAGAAAAUUGGAAGUACAUUGCAAUAGCAUUGAGCAAUAGCGGCAAUACAUUUGAUGAAACUAGAUGCAUGGUGAUUAUUUCAGAAUCUGAAAAGGCGCGUUUAUGUGACAGAGCCAGACGCCUGCUUUCUAAGCCUAUUAAGUUCUACAAUGAAAUGAAAGAACUAUUCAUGGGAUCAAAUGCUAAUGGAUCUUUGGCUAUGGAUCAGAACACAUGCAUGGAUGUUGAUGAUGGCUCAGAUAGUGAUGACUCAAGAGAACUAAUUGACCUCAAUGCCUACACACUGCCUGAAGAAGUUGAAGGUGAGGAUUCAGAUACUUUGCCAACUCCAACUAUACAUGCACCGGUUGAUAUUCCAUCUUCCAGCACUGAUCAAGUUAGUAGGAAGCGUCCAAGAGCCAAGAACUCUCCAACUAAGAAACCAAAACGCAAGAGUCGUUUUGCAGACUCAACUGAUGAAAUAUCUGCUACAAUGAAGUCACUUCGAGAAACACUAGCUGCCACUGCCCCUCCUCCAAUGCCACAACUUAGUGAUCCUCAUGCAGCAUUAUGGGGAAGACUAGAGGCAAUUCCAAUGACAUCAGAUCAGAGGGUUCUUGUUGGUGAGCACUUAUCUUCCAAGGAGAAUAAAGGCUUGUGAGGUUGGCUGGUCAUAUUUUGUGCCAUGUCGAAGAACUUAGCUGGGUGCUUAUUUUGCUUGUGAUCAUGACUUAUGGUGGCUGAUCAUAUUGUGUGCCCAGAAACUUAUUUAUGUGCUUAGUUUGAUUGUCGUGAAGACUGAUGGCAUGUUGGAUGUGUGCUCACUUUGCCUGGGCUGUAAUGAGCCAUGCUUGGCUACUUGCUGAUUUUGUAAUUAGUAUUGUAAUAUAAAUCUCCUAGGCUUAAACCUUCUACAUAUAUGUAUAUAUAUGUUGUUCUCUGAAAAAUGAGUGUGAUCCUACUAUGACAAUGAGGUAUUUUUCAUUCA